UUGUCUCACCCUAGGGUGAGAUAAGGCAAUCUCACACCGGUAAAACGUGUGGAUAUCCCUGUCUAAGUUAGAUGAAAAUCCACAGCGUUCCAUUUCCUUCCUUACCAAUUGUGUGAUAUGAUGAUGACAAUCGUUUUCUUUCUGAGGUUAUUUAUGUAUACCUAGACCGUUGCUGUCCACAACCUGAUACAGUUCGAAUUUUCUAAUGCCCAGAACGGAAAAAUGGACGGUGCUGAUAUCUGGAUUCUUAACUAUUUUCCUGGGUACAAGUCUUGGAUACUCUUCCGGGGUAAUCCAUGUGGCAUUACUUGAGAAAUACAACAAAUCAAACCUCUUGACGGCCUGGGUUGGUUCUCUCUUCAGUAGUAUGUUCUGUCUCGGAGCUCCUCUCGGAAGUGCAUUGGUGAACAACUUCAGUUGUCGCGCAUGCGUCAUCAUGGGCGGAAGUCUAAACAUGGUUGGAUUUGCCUUGGCAUGCUUUGUUCCAAAGUUUGAAUUUCUAUUUUUUUCAUACGGCAUUCUUGCAGGUCUUGGCCAAUCAUUUUCUAAUAUUGGUGCAGUCGUUUCAAUCGGAUACUUCUUCAAGAAACAACGUACACUCGCUACUGGUACCAUUUUGGUGGGGACUGGACUUGGAAUUGUCAUAUUCCCGCCAUUAAUACGGAUAUUUAUUGAUCAUUAUGGACUUGACGGAGCAUUCCUCAUGCUUGGAGGUAUUUCUUUCCAGACUUGUGUCUUCGGCGCGUUACUGCGGCCACACAAGAUGGAGAUCAUGCGACAACAGGCAUUGUCGAAACAAGAAGGUGAUGUUCGUCAACUUUUAAAAUUGACAUAUAUAUGUUCCUCUGUUACGGAUUAUCUUAGUUUAUUUAAUAACACGGGUUUUGUUUUUAUGUGUCUGAGUAUAUUAUGUUGGAGUUCGGGCAUAAAUAGUUGUACACUACUGCUUCCUGACUUUUACGUAUCAACCGGUUCAUCCUCGAACGAAGGGGCCUACCUCAUGUCCUUAUUUGGUAUUGGAAGUACAUUAUCAAGAAUAUUAACUGGAAUGGCGGCGGUCGAAGGAGGAAUUGACGGAAAGUUAAUUUAUUUUGGAUCCUGGGGUAUCGUCGGGGUUCUGACUCUUUGCUUUCCCGCUAUGGCGAAGGCAUUUACAGGGAAGGUGAUUUAUGCCUUACUCUUGGGGUUAUACUCGGCAGGAACAUUUGUACUUCUCAGUCAGAUAGCAGUGGAUAUCGUCGGACUCGACAGAUUUGCUAGUGCAGUUGGCAUGGAACUGUUCGUGUGCGGUGUGGGCUUCCUGAUCGGCCCAAUAAUUGCAAGUGAGAUAGUCAGUGUGGGAGGCUACCUUCACACGUUUCUGUUCCUUGGUUGUCUUUUCGUUCUGGCAUCCGUUCUUGGGGUGGUGACAAUAUCAUUUAUACCAAAAGACAUACAGAAAGUACACAAAGAUGUGGUUGUGGAAAAUACAGAUGAUAGUCCUGAGGAGAAUCCAUUUAUAGUCGACCCAGUUUAGGAACUAUAUAAAUUACGAGUAUUUUCAACAGUUUUUAUGUUACAUAUGCUUUAUAGAUUCCGAUAUGCUGUUUUUUCUAUUGAUUAAAACGAAAAACAAAAUGAAUAAUAAAUAGAUAAGAAAUCCAA
Molecule: messenger RNA, 1644 nt
Organism: Ylistrum balloti
Lineage: Eukaryota; Metazoa; Mollusca; Bivalvia; Pectinida; Pectinidae
Product: monocarboxylate transporter 12-like
Exons: 7
Coding region: 206-1516 (436 amino acids)
Biological process (GO): transmembrane transport; monocarboxylic acid transport
Molecular function (GO): monocarboxylic acid transmembrane transporter activity
Source: RefSeq, a predicted model, not a curated record